Molecule: messenger RNA, 2843 nt
Organism: Egretta garzetta (little egret)
Lineage: Eukaryota; Metazoa; Chordata; Aves; Pelecaniformes; Ardeidae
Product: dnaJ homolog subfamily C member 3-like
Exons: 3
Coding region: 1445-1987 (180 amino acids)
Biological process (GO): protein folding in endoplasmic reticulum
Cellular component (GO): endoplasmic reticulum
Molecular function (GO): protein-folding chaperone binding; misfolded protein binding
Source: RefSeq, a predicted model, not a curated record
GGUACUGUCGUUGCAAGUACUUGACCCCUGAGCAGCUUGGUUUUCAGCAGUAGUGUGUGCUGUAGAUGAUGUGGUGCUCAGUGAAGUUGAGCAAUCUGAUCUGCAUUUGGCAGGACGUUGUGAUGGGACUUCCCAUGGUUACGUGAAGCAGGUUAAGUACGCUGGCACUUAAAAUUAUCAGAGCGGUAAAGCAGCGUAAUGAAAUCCCUGCAUUUUCAUUAUUUUUAUCCGUUUUGACAGCGUACAUUGGACUCACACAUUUGUGCAUGCUCCUGUUUGUUGGUUCUUUUAACGACUGGACAAAUUAUUGAAAAUAUUAGCAGAAGCCAAAAUGUUUUGUUCGAGCAGCAGUGUCCACUGACGUGAAAAUGAAUAGAAAUUUUGUUUUGUUUGUAAUAGCAUAUGAAAUUGUUGGGGCGCUGGAAAUGCUUUUUGGAAAUUUUUUUCAAUAACUAAAACAAGAUUGCAGUGGUAUCGGAUGUCUGGGUAAUACAAAUUCAUUAGCACUUCCUGCUGUCUUGCUCAGAAACAGUGAAAAACAAAUGUAACACCUGCUGAGAAAUAGCAUCUGCUUGGAAAUAAUCUGAUGCAAGUACUUUGUCGAACUUGAGAAACCUAGGAGACUUGGAUCUGCAAAUGAGACUUUGAGGAUUAUAACAGUGAAAGAAGAAGUGAAAGAACAGUCUCAUUAAAGACUUCAGCAGUUGCUUCCCUUGAUAAAUCUUGAUAUCAAAGAAUAUUUAAACUUGGUGUCUUAAGCAUUCAGUUACCACUUUACAAUAAUAAUAUAGUUUACUUCAAAAAAAAAAAUAAAAAGUGUAGACCUGGAAUUUCUUAAAAAUUCAUGAAUCCAUUACAGCACUUCUCUUGCUUUCAUUCCUGAGAAAUGCAACUCGAAAUAAAAGCAAGAGCAUGCCUUUGGAAAAAAGCACUUAAAGUAUAACUGUCUGCAUAUUACGUGGAGGAGUAAAAAGCAAAUAUUUGUCUUUCACUAACAGUAUGAACUUACCGGUAAUCUGAAAUCCAUCUUUAUUGUCAUUAAAGAGGAAGAGGCUUUCUAUCGUGUUGAUUGAGUGCAGGCUGUGGGAGAAGGGAUAUUAAUUUAAAGGCUCUGUAUAAUGCAUCCUUCAGUUGAACAGCAAUGUAUGGGACUAACAUUGUGCAGUGGGCUCUUCAAAUAGGAGCCACUGAAACUUGCUUCUUGAUUUCUGUUUCGUCCCAGUCCUAUGUGCUCGUUACGUUCAUCCGUGUGACUGUUGUAGUAUCUAGAGAGUGUUCUGACCUGCUGCUAGUAACCUCCCUUCUUCCUUUCCAAAAAAUGUGAUGAACCUAAAGAAAGAAGAUUGCCCAAUUUAUAUGUGAAAAUGAAUCUUUUCUACGCCAAGGUUUUCUAAUUUAAAAAAAAAAAAAGAUGGCAAGUUGAAAUAAGUUUUGCUGUUUAUACAUGGUAAUAGCAAAACUUCAGUUUUGGGGAGUGGUUGUGUUCUUUAAAUUGAAGUUUGUGAAGAGUUGCGUAAUCUUUUUUUCAUUCACUUUUUUUAUAAAAGCUAUUAAAGACUAUGAGACUGCUCAAGCCAAUAGUGAAAAUGACCAGCAGAUUCGUGAGGGGCUAGAACGUGCCCAGAGGAUGCUGAAGCAAUCACAGAAGAGGGAUUACUAUAAAAUCUUGGGAGUAAAAAGAAAUGCCCGAAAGCAAGAAAUCAUAAAAGCUUACAGAAAGCUGGCAUCCCAGUGGCACCCUGAUAACUUCCAGAGUGAGGAAGAAAAGAAGAAAGCGGAGAAAAAAUUCAUUGAUAUAGCAGCUGCUAAAGAAGUCCUCACUGAUCCAGAAAUGAGGCGGAAGUUUGAUGCGGGAGAGGACCCACUGGAUGCGGAGAGCCAGCAGGGUGGGGGCAACCCUUUCCACAGGAACUGGAACACGUGGCAAGGAUUCAACCCCUUUGGUUCUGGAGGAGGACCAUUUACAUUCAAAUUUCACUUCAGUUAGAGCCAAGACUGUUUCUGGUGGCUGCUGCUGUUUUUUACUUAAUUUGUUGACAAAUAAAAAGUCUCUCAGUUCAAGACCCAAAAUCUUAAUUUCUAAUGUUGUCCUUAACCCAGAGUCUUACUGCACUAGAAGAAAGCUCCUUCUUUCUUUUUAGUAUGCAGAGAGUUUGCUUUGUGGUGAACUUGACAAGCUCAUACUGGUUUGGGGGGGUUUGUUACUGCCUUUGUAUUUGUUGUGGCUAUGCAGGACAUGUUUGUUCCUAUGGAUGGAAAAAGAAAAAACAGUAAGAGGCUACUUAGGACAACACUUAAACUUAGGACUCAAGUAUAUGCUUAAAGGUAAAAAUGCAUGUAAAUAUCUUUCUGAAUCAGGGCCUAAUAAACGUGGGAAGGGUAGUUACAGUAGUCGCUACGUUAACAAAUUGCUAGUCGUUGUGCUCAGCAGAAUGAUCCAACUCUCAGUAUUCUUCAAAGGAAACCCUAGUGACCACCUCUGUAUUGCCGGCGGCAGUGCCACAGGCAGGGUGAGGAGGCUGCGUACCCAAUGAGUCCGAACUGUCGCUCCAGAAGAAGGUGGCCUGUAAGUAAUAGUAUUUGAAAAUGCCUACUUGCUUUAUUCGUUAACCUGAAAUGAAUUGGGAAGAUUUCCUUGGCAGUAAUUGUCAAAUAUGGAAGUAAAAAAAAAAAAAAAAUAUCCCCGGUGUUUUUCGAAAGACUCUUUCUGAGCGUGAUCUGGGGUGUUUAGGUAUCGUUUCGGAGGAGUUUGCACUUUAACAAAAUACCUGCUUGAGACGGGAGCAAAAAAAUUGGAUGUGACAUUUCCCCCACUAUGCAGCAAUUAGUUACUCCUCUGUACA